GUGAGAGAUCCCAAAACUCUUCUUGCUUUGCCUGGUGUUCUGGUUGGAGACAUGGGCAAGAAGUUAGGCCAGAAUGGCUUGGAUAAUGGGUUUGUCAUGUUUCACAAUGUAAGAAUCCCACAAGAGAACCUUCUGAACAGAACAGGAGAUGUUACUCCUGACGGGCUCUAUGUGACACCAUUCAAGGAUCCCAACAAGCGUUUUGGGGCAUCUUUGGGUGCCCUUUCAGGUGGCAGGAUAUAUAUCGGGAGGAUGUCUCUCAUGAACUUGAAACUUGCUCUAACUGUGGGGAUUCGUUUCUCAGCCACCAGGAGACAGUUUGGACCUAAAGUCACAGAGGAGAUCCCAGUUUUGGAGUAUCAAUUACAGCAAUGGCGCCUAAUUCCAUACCUGGCAGCGGCGUAUGUUUUAGAACAUUUCACCAAAACCAUAUUAAUGAACUUCGUUGAGUUUCAGAUCGGACGGAUGAUGAAAGAAAACAGUGAUAGACAGGCAGAGAUGGGCAGGGAGAUUCAUGCUAUUGGAUGCUGUAGUAAACCACUGGGCUCUUGGAUUGCACAGAGGGGCAUCCAGGAGUGCAGGGAAGCCUGUGGUGGACAUGGAUACCUGGCCAUGAGCCGUCUGGGUGAUCUACGUGACGAUAAUGACCCAAACUGCACAUAUGAAGGAGACAACAAUGUUUUGCUGCAACAGACGAGCAACUACCUGCUCAGCUUGUUCCAUGCCAAACUCCACAAUGGUGUCCGGAUUGAAUCUCCCUUUCACACUGUGGAUUUUCUGGAUGAUUUUCAGACAAUCCUGCAGAGUCAGUUCACAGCAAGAACAGUGGAAGAGUGCAUGGACCCCGAAGUGACGGUGACGGCCUAUAAAUGGCUGGUGUGUUUUCUGCUUGAGGAAAGUCAGAAGAGGCUUGAACAAGAAAAAGCUGUGUGCAUGGGUGAUUUUGAUGCUCGUAACAACAGUCAGGUUUAUUACUGCAGAUCCUUGGCCAUCGCCUACAGUGAAUACAUCAGCUUGCAGAGCUUUUAUGAGCUAAUCACUGACAAGGACACACCUCAAGAUCUCAGAUCUGUUCUGAGAAAAUUGUGCGCCUUAUAUGGACUGUGGAGUCUCAACAGCCACAUGGCCACACUCUACCAAGGAAAUUAUCUGAAUGGAAGGAAACCCGUUGAGUUGGUCCAAAAGGCCAUCCUCACCCUCUGCUCACAGGCUUAAAUGUGCUCUAUGCAGAGAGUUUUCUUUUUUUAAACCCAUAUUGUGUCCUUGUUAGGGAUAAAGUACAAGAUGCUUUUAUUUCAUCCUCACCUAUCCUCAUGUUGGCUUUUCUUUUUUCUUUUAUUUUCUCUUUAUGGCUGCAGGACCCGGGCACCUGUUCUCCCAUGUUUGUAUUUGUCUCUCUCUUGGAGGGGUUGUUCCAAACUGUAUUUUGUUGUGUUUAACAGUACARUGACAAAUAAAGCAAUCURAAUCUGAAUAAACCAA
This is a messenger RNA of Austrofundulus limnaeus, 1482 nucleotides long. RefSeq names its product peroxisomal acyl-coenzyme A oxidase 3. Gene Ontology annotation, cellular component: peroxisome. The record is from RefSeq and is a predicted model, not a curated record. Lineage: Eukaryota; Metazoa; Chordata; Actinopteri; Cyprinodontiformes; Rivulidae. Gene Ontology annotation, molecular function: fatty acid binding; pristanoyl-CoA oxidase activity; FAD binding. Gene Ontology annotation, biological process: lipid homeostasis; fatty acid beta-oxidation using acyl-CoA oxidase.